Ananas comosus (pineapple) is the source of this 1987-nucleotide messenger RNA. RefSeq names its product DNA cross-link repair protein SNM1. Gene Ontology annotation, molecular function: damaged DNA binding; 5'-3' DNA exonuclease activity. Gene Ontology annotation, biological process: interstrand cross-link repair; double-strand break repair via nonhomologous end joining; protection from non-homologous end joining at telomere. The record is from RefSeq and is a predicted model, not a curated record. Lineage: Eukaryota; Viridiplantae; Streptophyta; Magnoliopsida; Poales; Bromeliaceae. The coding region runs from base 45 to 1541 and encodes 498 amino acids. The transcript has 9 exons.
UUCAAAGCUCAACGCUUUCACCUCCUUCUUCUUCCUCCUCUCCGAUGGACUCCGAGAUCGCGAUCGCCCCCCACGAUCCUCUCCCCCUCUCCCACGAGCUCGACGAGAACGGGUUCCCCAUUGGAUCCUCCUCCACCGACGACGACGAUGAUGGCGACUAUGAAGGCUACGGCGAUGGCGACGGGGAAGGUCGGGAUGUAGAAGACGCCGCGAUCGCCGACGAAUCCUCCGAUGCGGUGAGUACCUUCGCCGCCGAUUUCUAUGGGAGCGGGACGGAUUGGUCGAGCUUGGUGGCGGCGGAGGAGGAGGGGAGGAAGGAGAAGAAGGGGGGGCUUGUACAGAGAAGCCUCCUCCAGAUGUGGGGGAUUAAGAAGCCGAAGGAGUACGAGGAGGGGUCCGGAGGUAUGGCUCGGAAUCUAGGGCGAAAGCGGCGAAGGAGCGCGAUGGGAGGUGAAGAGCAUGUGGACCGUGUUGAUCGAAGGAAGGGGCAGGAGAUGAAGCUUGAUCGGCCUCGUGUUUGCCCCUUCUAUAAGAAGAUCCCAGGUACACCUUUUACUGUGGAUGCUUUUCGGUAUGGACAAAUUGAGGGAUGCUUGGGAUAUUUUUUGAGCCAUUUUCAUCAUGACCAUUAUGGUGGCUUGAGCAAGAGAUGGUCUCAUGGUCCUAUCUAUUGCAGUUCACUCACAGCUCGCUUGCUGAAAAUGUGCCUCUCGGUUAAUUCACUUUAUAUUUGUCCUCUGGAGCUUGAUACUGAAUAUGACAUAGAGGGAGUCAAGGUAACAAUGUUAGAUGCCAACCACUGCCCCGGUGCAGCUGUUAUUCAUUUCCGCUUAAGUGAUGGAAGAACCUAUCUACACACCGGAGAUUUCAGGGCAUGUAAAUUGAUGCACUCCCACCCUCUUCUUCUCAAUCACCGAAUUAAUGUUCUUUACCUGGAUACAACGUAUUUGAACCCUAAGUAUAGGUUUCCACCUAAAGAGGAUGUUGUGGAUUUUGUUGUGAAGAAAACUCAUAACUGUCUAAAGAAACAACCGAGGACCCUUGUUGUUGUUGGGGCAUAUAGCAUUGGGAAAGAGAAUGUUUAUCUUGCAAUAUCUCAGUCUUUGGAGGUCCCUAUAUACGCAAAUGCAUCAAGGAGACGGAUUCUUCAGUCAUUUGGUUGGCCUGAGUUAUCUGGAAGGCUUUGUUCAAGUGGCCAGAGUUCUCCACUUCAUGUUCUACCUCUUUCUUUCUUGCGGCAUGAGAACCUGAAGGAGUACUUGAAGACUCUUAACAAAAGGUUCACAGCCAUCUUGGCUUUCCGACCCACAGGUUGGACUUUCUCCGAGUCAACUGGAAACCAGCUGGAUUUAAUCAAACCAAGUACGAAGGGCAAUGUGACUAUAUAUGGUGUUCCUUACAGCGAGCACUCAAGUUUCACAGAGCUUAGAGAUUUUGUGAAGUUUUUGAGACCUGAGAAGAUAAUUCCCACGGUCAAUAUUGGGAAUGCUGCAAGUCGUGAUAAAAUGCAAGCAUAUAUUCGUGAAUGGCUGAAGGUUUAGUCUGUAUAUAAACCCCGAAAGGGUACAUUCAUCUGUUUUGGCGAUGGAGAAUGUUGGGAUAUGCUGUGACCAAAGGGCAUAGCUAUUGGGCAAAUUGCUAUUAUGUCACCUUUCCAACAAUUUGGCGAGGUAAUUUUCCACAUAUGAUCUGCCUGUGAAGAGGGUUUGAUGCAGCUGUUGAUCUGUUAUGUGCAACAAUCAUUAACAAAAUUUUAAUUUGCUUCUUCUUGGUAAAAAUACAUCCAUUGUUUCUAUUGAAUUAAUGUUUGAAAUUGUUGUUCAGAUUCCUAAUAUCCGUUUCCACCCUGGAAUUUGUAAUGUUGUGAUAACAUUAUUUUGUAAAUCUCUUUCAGCUAUUAUUAACUACUUCUUGACAAUUAUUCUAGAGAUUCCCAGUUUGUCUAUUGUCCAACUCUUGAUAGUCUAUUCCUUCUACCAAAUUUCCA